Molecule: messenger RNA, 2926 nt
Organism: Salvelinus namaycush (lake trout)
Lineage: Eukaryota; Metazoa; Chordata; Actinopteri; Salmoniformes; Salmonidae
Product: zinc finger protein 227-like
Exons: 4
Coding region: 1344-2828 (494 amino acids)
Biological process (GO): regulation of transcription by RNA polymerase II
Molecular function (GO): RNA polymerase II cis-regulatory region sequence-specific DNA binding; DNA-binding transcription factor activity
Source: RefSeq, a predicted model, not a curated record
AGGACGACGAACACGCAGAUGAGAUUCUUGGGCUAUCCUCUACUCUUUUCACUGCUUCAGCAUAGGAAACAUUUUGUCCCUUUCGAACUUUCUCAACCCGUCUCUCUCACAGGGCACUUGGGAUCCCAAGCUGCAUGGGCGUCCCCAGAGUUGACACGCAGAGUUUCUCUAUCCCUUCAUUACACUCUGUCUGACUAUACCCUCCUGCACACUUCUCACAUUGUGGGAUCUCCCUUCUACACACUGCUGCAAUGUCCAAAUCCUUGACACCUACAGCACCAUAGCAUGUUCGGAACAUGGGCCCUCACAGAAUAUCAAAUGUAACCUAACCUGACCUUUAUCAGGUAGAAACUCUGUUUCCAAGCUCAACAAGACAGACAGGGUAUUCUCAGUCUCGCCAUAGCCACCGGGUCUACAACUCACCAAAAGGCGGGCGUCACAAACACUAAGAGUAUUCCUUUUCAUCUGAUCCACCUCUGCACUCAACGCCACCCUACUGGUCACUCCUUUGAGGGGUGUCCUGCUCCAGAGAGCAAAGCACAACACAAGUUGAAACGUGUGAUGCGCAGCGCCCCCUGCCUUUGGGCGGAGGAUGCACAAAAACUCUAUACAAUUCCACUUCUCAAAACUUUCACAGAUGUAACCGCUCCCAGUUUGUCCUUCACCCAACCUGACACAACGUACGGGUUGGCCAAAAAGCAGGAAUCCACUUUUUCCUACCGGUCCAAAAUCAUCUCUGAAUGUCUACCACACCUGUAGUCGCAGGUACUUCACCCUGGUCUGGCUCAACUUCAGAGCGCUACUUCACCCUGGUCUGGCUCAACUUCAGAGCGCUACAUCACCCUGGUCUGACUCAACUUCAGAGCGCUACAUCACCCUGGUCUGGCUCAACUUCAGAACGCUACUUCACCCUGGUCUGGCUCAACUUCAGAGCGCUACAUCACCCUGGUCUGACUCAACUUCAGAGCGCUACAUCACCCUGGUCUGGCUCAACUUCAGAGCGCUACAUCACCCUGGUCUGGCUCAACUUCAGAACGCUACUUCACCCUGGUCUGGCUCAACUUCAGAGCGCCUACUUCACCCUGGUCUGGCUCAACUUCAGAGCGCUACAUCACCCUGGUCUGGCUCAACUUCAGAGCGCUACAUCACCGCCUACUUCACCCUGGUCUGGCUCAACUUCAGAGCGCUACUUCAACCUGGUCUGGCUCAACUUCAGAGCGCUACAUCACCCUGGUCUGGCUCAACUUCAGAGCGCUACUUCACCCUGGUCUGGCUCAACUUCAGAACGCUACUUCACCCUGGUCUGGCUCAACUUCAGAACGCUCACUACUGCUGACUGACUCAUGGUUCUCAAAAGAACAAAUACAUUUAUAGGUGUGGAGAGGGGGCGUGGCCUGAAGCAGGAGAAGGUACCAGGGGAGGAGUGGAGCAGCUGUGGGGGUGUGGCCGGGGAAACAGCCUUCCAUGAUCUGGAGGAGGCUGAGGCCACCAGCCCUAGGAGAACCUCUGAGUCCACAGAGGUCGGAGGUCAGAAGCUGGACAGUCUGCUGAAAGAGGAGCCUCUCCACAACACUGAGUUACGGGAGAGAUGGGAGUUCUGCCUGGACGGGGCCGAUGGUUCGGACGUCUCGGGGCCCAGUAAGAGUUUCAGUGAGCAGGAGCUGCAGCAGUGCCAGGCUGACUGGGGGUCUGGUCUAGACCAAGGGCCUAAACCUCCGGGCACCGAGGGAGACGCAGGGGACCCCACCGACCCUCUCUACCGCCCUCGUUACAGCAUGAAGGAACUGGUGGGCGGCUUUGAGAAGUCUGGUUGCGAAGGUAGUGGUGGUGGCGGCCAUCUUGUAGACAUAGAAGGGCUGGAUAGGUUUCCUGGUUCUCCGUCUCGUCUGGGGGCACUGAGCUACGGAGCUGCGGGUCACUACCAAGUGAACUUGGGGGGGUCUGAGGGGGGAGACCACCAUCGCUCCCAGAUGCCUGACCCCCAUCAGAGCCAGAGGGAGCAGGUGGGAUCGCCAACGCCACCCCCCCACCCAGAGGUGGGAGAACGGAACUGCCUGUUGAUAAACGAGGAGGGGUACCUGCAGGACUCCAGUGUCUUGUACCCCGAACACGGUGUGCCGGAGUUGGGUAGCAGAGCCGGCCACAGGGGGCUAACCUCCAUCCACUCUGGAAGCUCAGCCCACAACAACACAGAGAGCCUGUAUGGUGCUGCUGGCAACUUUGGACACUCUUUAAACCUCAGCAAUCAUUCACAAGAGCAGGUAAAAGGAGGAGGAGGGGGGAGGUGUCACGCCUGCAAUCAAUGCACUAAGACCUUCCCAGACUCCGUUUCCCUCAAGGCCCACAAGCAGAAACACGAAAUGGGUAGAGGGUUGAGCACAGGGUCAGGGUCUGGACCUCCAUACUCGCGCACCCAGUGCGGUAAGAUCUUCACCCAGGCCUGCAACCUCAAGGUCCACCAGCGGGCCCACCAGGCCGAGGGACUCCACCUCUGUAGCCAAUGCAGCAAGGGCUUCACUUCCUUCUCUGACCUGAAGAGGCACAAGUGCAGCCAGACGACAGACAAGCCCUACUGCUGCUCCAUCUGUGGGAACAAGUUCAAUCGGCUCUGGAACCUCAAACUGCAUCAGCGCAUUCACACACAGGAGAAACCUCACCGCUGCACCAUGUGUGACAAGCGCUUCACACGGGCAGACAAUUUGAAGGUGCACCAGCGUAUCCACACUGGGGAGAGACCGUACUGCUGCGCUGUAUGUGGACUCCGCUUCAAACAACUGGACCAUCUGAAGUCGCACCAGCGCAAACACAGGCCGGAUCUCCUGAAAUGAAUUUGUUAAAAAAAUAUAUACAGUACCAGUCAAACGUUUGGACACACCUACUCAUUCAAGGGUUUUAUUUUUACUAUUUUCUACAUUGUAGAAUUAUA